AUGCGCAGCAGUCGAGCCAAAUACUAUGGAACUUUAGAAGGGAUUGAAAGGAGGCCAAGGAUAAAGUCGAGUGCUGAUGGGCUGCCUCGAAAGAGAAGCCCAAAGAAGGACGGGAUAAGUGUUCUUAAAAAACAUGAGACUAAGAGCCCAGCUGAACAAAAGAGAUCAAAGAGAAGCAAAGCACCUCUGUACAAAGAUCCAUUUGCAAGUUCCAAGCUGGAGAUGUUGAAAAACAUCAGGGCUCAGCGGGCUGCUUCUGUGGACAAACAAAGUGUAGCCAUCACUAGGGCAAGGCUGUUGAUUGCUGAAGCUGAGAAAGCUGUCCAAGCACUUGAAACAGCUGCCAAGACAAACCCUUAUGCUGAGGCAUCAGUAAUCGAAAGCAGGAUGCUAAUAUCCGAAGCUCAGCAGAUAAUAAAGUCCAUCGAAGCCCAAGAAACCGUCCUGUUUGAAAACGGCAAUAAUCUUUCUGAAAAUUCAACCGCCCGAGUACCUACUCUAAAACACGUGGCAGACCCAAAUGUUCAAGAACCUUUAUUAUUCAAACAUGUAAAAGUGAACGGAGUCGAGAGCAAUUUCGAAAAGUUGAGUCCAAAUGAUUCAGUCGAAACUGGUGAAAAUCUCUUCCACUUGACGAGUUCUAAUGGCCACAUAUCACUACCGUCCAAGGAUCUUGACGCUGUCGAAGAAAACCUUAAUGGAAGUUCCAGACUGGACUGUACAUCAGAGAAUCUUGAAGGGCGGAAUAGACAAAUCAAAUUGGCCGAGGAAUGUAAAUCAGAGAAACUUGAAGGACCGGAAAAACAAAUCAAAUCGACGAAGAAGAAAUGGGUUCGCGGGCGGCUGGUUGAAGUUGAAGAAUGCUAG
Molecule: messenger RNA, 867 nt
Organism: Striga hermonthica
Lineage: Eukaryota; Viridiplantae; Streptophyta; Magnoliopsida; Lamiales; Orobanchaceae
Source: the annotation of a GenBank genome assembly